UCUCCUGCUGGCCGGUGUGUGAUGAGCGGUAGGGCCAUGCUGUUCCUGGGACUCCGUGCAUGGGCGAGUGCCGCUGCCCCCUUCCGCCGCGUUGGGCGCGGGCUGCGGCGACCCGGAGCCCUUUUCUUCCCAAGUUACCGCUCAGGUUCAGUACAAGCGUCUCUAGUGACCAUCGGCAAGGUGGACCGCUUUGGAGCAGUCACCGUUCACCUGGCACCUAAACACUUCCCACCUCAACUGGACGAGCUCAAAUUCCAAAAACUACUGCAGGAUGCUAUUAUACGUUGGAAAGCCGAAGGCAAGGUGGCAGUUUGGUUGGAGGUUCCUAUUCUCCAGAGCCGUUUUAUAUCUGCUGCAGCUCAUCAAGGUUUCACCUUUCACCAUGCAGAAAAGGACCAUUCUACGCUGGCACUUUGGUUAGCCACGGGGGAAAGCAAACUUCCUCCUUAUGCAACACAUCAAGUAGGAGUGGCUGGUGCAGUGCUUGAUGAGGUGACUGGUAAAGUUCUGGUUGUGCAAGACAAAAAUAAGACAAAGAAUGCCUGGAAGUUUCCAGGUGGCCUCUCAGAUCUCGGAGAAGAUAUUGGAGACACAGCAGUCCGAGAAGUCUUUGAAGAGACGGGAAUAAGAUCCACAUUUAAAUCACUUUUAAGCAUCAGGCAACAACACAAGCAUCCAGGAGCAUUUGGGAAAUCAGAUUUGUACAUUAUUUGUCGUUUGAAAGCUCUUUCGUUUGAUAUCAAUUUUUCCCAAGAAGAAUGCAUACGGUGUGAAUGGAUGGACCUCGAGGAGCUGACUUGGACGGAGCAUGCAACACCUAUAACUAGCAGGAUAGCCAAGCUAUUGUUAUAUGGAUAUAGGGAAGGAUUUGAAAAGAUUGAUUUAACAAUGAGAGAGUUUCCAGCUGUUUAUACAGGACUUACCUACAAACUCUAUUGCAAAGCAAUACCAGAGAAAUUUGAGAACUUGAAACUAAAUGGGCUUUGAAGAGAAAGAAAUAACAGAAAUAUCAUAAUUUCAUUGAUUCUAGCCUGUCCAAAUAAAUUUCAACAGGCUACAUAGUUUGAGAGAUUUAAAUUGGGGAAAAAUGGUACUCUACUAAAUGUAGAAUUUUACAGUUUUUUUUAAUAUAUAAAUAUAAAUAAAUAAAAUGGUCAGAGAUCUCACUGCAGCUCUUCAAUUCUGAAAACGUCAUUGGAUGUGACAGUCUCAAUCCAACAUAUUUAAUUUGAAGUUACAAUGGUGAACUUGAAUUUUAAUUUGAAGCUAAAAUGCCUCAUAACUAAAUGGGCAUUAUUGUAAUGUCUUUCUUUGUAUUAAAUAAUAUGAACUUGUAGCAUA
This is a messenger RNA of Hypanus sabinus (Atlantic stingray), 1341 nucleotides long. RefSeq names its product nudix (nucleoside diphosphate linked moiety X)-type motif 6 (gene nudt6). Gene Ontology annotation, molecular function: ADP-ribose diphosphatase activity; NADH pyrophosphatase activity; NAD binding. The transcript is spliced from 5 exons. Bases 22 to 987 code for a protein of 321 amino acids. Lineage: Eukaryota; Metazoa; Chordata; Chondrichthyes; Myliobatiformes; Dasyatidae. The record is from RefSeq and is a predicted model, not a curated record.